Messenger RNA from Heterobilharzia americana, 1922 nucleotides. The record is from the annotation of a GenBank genome assembly. NCBI's taxonomy places the organism in Eukaryota, Metazoa, Platyhelminthes, Trematoda, Strigeidida, Schistosomatidae.
UGUAUUUAUGCGACCGCGGUAAUUUCAUAUGUUCGCCAACUUUGGGGAGGGGCUUUUAGUCGCAACCCUAUAUGACCUCAAUGUGCAUUGGAUUACAGUGACUGCCGAAUUUAUGUGUUAAGACACUAUGUAUGUGCUCCGGUUUCAACACUGUCAACGUGUCAUCUGAAUGUCGAAAAUAUACUUUUGGAGCCGGACUAGAUAUUUCUACAGCCAUCCGUUCCCACCUCUCCAUAAUUAUGUCAGCCAAAACAGGCAUAUUAGUGAUUCCAUGGUGGAAAUGGAAUAAAGAAAAUAAAAAUGCAUUUUUACAUAGAGACAAUGAAUAUCACUGUCUACAGAAUAUAAUAAAUAAACCAAGUUUAAGUUAAAACUAGUGAAAUAACCAAAGCUUUUCCUGAAUAUCAAUCUUAUAUGAUGAGACCACAGCAUAUUGACAAUCACUCAGUAGCAUCGAUUAGACCAAAUUGCAGUGAAUCAUCAAUGCAUACAGACCAAAGUACUAUAUCAGUGAUUCCCUCCCACUUGAUAAAUUUGGGUCAUUCACCGCAAAUAAUGUUACAACAACAACAUCAACAACAGGUACAGCAACAACCACUAUAUUCUACUCCUAUUUUACAAAGCUCCUUAAAUAUAAUACAAACCGAACUGAUAAGAAGUGGUCUACAAAAUUCAAAUCUCAUCUCAUCAAAUCCAGCCUCACUGGGAUUUAGAAGACUGCUAGCUGAAAUGCGCGCAAAACAGUUUGAUGCAAUUCGCUUCGCUGCCUAUCGUACUGCAAGUAAACUUCGGUUUAUUCAACAGCGAACAUUAUUUAACAUAAUGGAUUUAUGGAAGGUGGUAGAAACCUUUCGAGAGUUCGGUUUACAUCAUUUGAAUGAUCCUCAAGCAAGUUUAGAUUACGCAGGUACAUUUCGUUUGUUAUCGCGUAUCUAUUCAUAUAUACCUACAAGUAAUUUAAAUGUAAAAAAUCCGACCGAUGACACACAAUCUGGUAACACAGUUGAUCGAUCUGUGCUUAUUAUGGCUGCUGAAAUUUUACUUGGCUGGCUUGGUUACGCCUUCGAUUUAUGCGCUACUGGACGUCUCAGUGUAACUGGGCUGAAAAUUGCCUUAUCAACGUUAACGAAUGCAAGGCCAGCUGAAAAAUUCCGAUAUCAUUUUACUCUCCUUUCGGAUCCGUCUGGUGCUCUUAUUUUUUCGAAAUUUGAAGCUUAUCUACAGGAUUUAUUGAAGCUUCCAAUAAGCGUUUUUGAGGGCACGAAUUUUUUCUACACUCCACGAGCUGCACAAAUAAUGUUCACUGGACGUUCAAAAAACAUAGUCCUUGAAGAAUUUUUGGAUCGUAUGCUGUCUGAUCAAGCACCUCAAGUAUUAGUAUGGCUUACUAUUUUCCAUCGGUUGGCAAGCGUUGCAAAUGUUCGACACAAUGUACGCUGUGAAGGUUGCAAACGUGAACAAAUCUGUGGACUGCGAUAUAAAUGCACUCGAUGCCCUCACUAUAACUUAUGUCAAGAUUGCUUUGGAUUGGUGUAACCACAGACCAGCAUACAAAUGCGCAUGACGUUAAGGAGUACAAUGCAGCAUCAGUAAGAAUUUCAGCUUGUUUUAACACUAGGAAUUAGUGAAUAGUGCACUAAGAAUCAAAAACGUGAUUCACUUAAUCACUAAUACUCUGAUGUUGUUGAAAUAAUAACUUUCAAUCGGAUAGAAUGAAGCCAAUUUUUAAUAAAUCUAUCCAUAUAUUCUAAUUUGUCAUUGUUAUGACUUCGUUCACAUGAAUAACCAAAAACGCUCAGUUCACCUACAAUAGGUACACAAUGUAUAUGUGUAUAUAGUGUUGUAAACCGUUCACCUUCUGUUUGAUAUAUGCUUGAAUAUUCAGAGGAGGUUUCAGUUGUUCGCAAACCAUAUAAAUUCUA